CUGGGAGCCGAAAUUUACAGGUUAGAGGCCUUGGGAGGUGUGAGAGUGAGAGGUUGCCUUGACAGGAAAGUCGUUCCUUCCACCUGCGCCUGUUGAAAGAGACGUCACGUGCACAGCGACUAUCAAAGACUGAGAAAGGCAUCAAAGAUCUCACAUCUCACCACCACCACAGAGGCUUAUUCAUCGUGCAUAUUUCCCAUCAAAUAGUCUUAUCUGGCGGUUUCAGUAAGUUAGUCUGGUGUGACACAGCCAGUCUUCACUUCCAUAUGCCUUGUGGCGCCAAGGUUCGAGCUCGCUGUAGCAGCGAUGGCAAUAGUUUUAACAGCUCGUUCCUCGAUGCUGCACGAUUUCUCUCAAGCAUCGAUACUACUAUCGGCCCUGGUCGAACGCAUAUGAAGAUCUCGGUAGAGAAUGGGCCAUUGAAACCAGCAGCAUACGCAACUCCCAGCCCUUCCCUUCAAGAUACUGUCUUUGCUGUUUGUUACAAGAAGGACCCGAGUAUACCUCUAUGUGGCAGAAAUCAAGAUGCUAAUACGAUGACUGAUUAUCCACACGUCUCUAGCGAGUGGUAUUCUCUCGAUGGAAUGAAAGAGGCAGCCGGUUUUCUUCCUGGUCCAGACACUGCAAGGGCUCGAGAUACUUCUGAUAACGGCCGUAGAAGGUCCAGACAGCAUGCGAGCGGAGGCACCACUGCAGGAAGAAUACUUCAAAAUGGCGCCUUUCCGGAUCGAUUCAUACCCGCCAGGACCUACAUGGAUCCCACAUCCAUGAGUUUCCGCGUAACGAAAGGUCCUCGUUUCUUGUCAGCCGAAGAAAGGCUAUGGCGACGGCGGUCACCAAAAGCGGACCCUUUCAUGCCAAUACAUUCCCGAAAAGCCGCAGCGACUCAGAGAGCGUUGCAAAGAUCAAUCCGAUAUAGAAGGGGCCCUCAUUAUGGUCCCCAUCUUGUUAACGAUUCAGGUAUUGUCGGCCCUCGUGCACACAUCGGGGCAGCAGAAACUUUGCGGCAGAUCAGUGCUGGAGCUGUCUGGAACGUUGGCGGCCGCUCUGCGGUUUUGGGAAGACGCCUCGCAGCGGUGUCUGAUGGCACCGGGGGACUGCUGGAAAGUGGAACUACUGCACCUAUGUACACGGCCCGAUUUCUCGAGAAGACCAAUUCGACGGUAGAACAGCGCGAAACGCACGAGUCAAGGGUUGCCCUUGCAUUAGACAUUGAUCCAGCAACCAGGCUCCUCGAGACUUCAAGGUCUCCGCGUCUGCUUGAGUUAACGCCUAGUCCUUCUUCUCCUGACCAUGAAGCAUACUUUCCUUUCAAUUGGAAAGACGGCGCUUGGAGAAGGCUCGAAAGAACAGAUUGGACCAAUGUUAUCCCAAGAAGUAGACACAGGACACUUCCUUCAAGGCCGUUUAGAGUCCUUGAAGCCCCUUUUCUUCGUGAUGACUUCUAUUCUUCACCUCUGGCCUACUCCUCUACGUCUGGCUUCCUUGCUGUCGGUCUUGGAAGUAGAGUUUACCUCUGGUCCGAAUACUUUGGGGUCCAAUAUCCUCCUCUCAGCGUCCAACAUCCGUCCAAUUCUGUGACAUCACUCUCAUUCUCUUCUCACAAUGGUGGAAAUAGUAUUCUGGCUGUUGCCAGGCAGUCUGGUCUUCUGUCAUUGUGGAGUGUUUACGAGUCCGACACACGCUUCGAGAUAAGCCAUCCAGGCAGCAUCACCUGCGUCGCCUUCAAGCAGUCGACAACUCGUCGCUUAUCAGAGAGAUUCCCGAACAUCUUGGUAUAUACCGAGGAUCUUGCGGUUGGCGACGAGCUAGGGAAUGUGUGGUACUACUCUGUAGAGUGGACGGAUGAAAAGACCCGCAAAAAUUCAGGCUGGAACGGCUCGAUGACACUGCUCGCCAAAGUUUCUGCUCAUAAGCAGCAAAUAUGUGGCCUAGCUUGGUCACCGGAUGGGGUCUAUCUUGCAACUGGAGGAAACGAUAACGCGUGUCUACUCUUCGAAAUCCGUGAAAUCCUGUCGGCAUCUCCACUUGAUAUCACCUCUGGGUUGUCAGCCAGUCCCCAAUUGGCAUUGAAUACCUACGGGAGCGGAUCUCGCCCUGUGGUCAGGAGGAACAGAAACCCAUAUGAACGACAUCCUCUCGUCAGCCAUGUUUUGCCGUCUUGGAUGCAACCCCAUGUCACACCUGUAUCGACAUCGAUUCUCACACAUACCGGAUCCCUGAUUUCAGGACAUGGGCGAACCAUAAUGGUACCUCCAAACCGCCAAAAGCACCGACUGGCCCACUCGGCGGCUGUCAAAGCGAUUGCGUUUGCCCCGUGGCAACCUUCUUUGCUUGCUACUGGGGGAGGUUCAAAUGACCGGGCGAUCCACUUCUUCCAUACUCCGUCUGGUAUUUGUUUAGCAACGAUUAACGUAUUCGCCCAAGUUACCAGUCUGAUAUGGAGCAAAACGCGUCCUGAGAUCGUCGCCACAUUUGGGUAUGCUCAGCCAGAACAUCCUUUCCGCAUCGCCGUCUUUGCGUGGCCUAGUUGCGAACAGAUCGCUGCAAUACCCUGGGGCCCUCACGGCACCAGCUCCGAUCACAUGGAUACCAACUACGUGGGUGACUGUGGACGAGCGAUUUGGGCGAUUAGCUAUCCAGGCUGGCUGCCAGACAUGCCAGAGGAUGGCCCUGUAUACCCGGAAUGGCACUCGUCCCAGGCACCUGCCACAUCUGAUCACCCAGACAGGCUGCAGGAAGGCCGGCCAGGCCAGUCAUGGAUGUCGACAUUCAUGCGUCCAAAGGAAAAGGAGGGUGGUCUGUGGUGCUCUCGGACUACCGAGGAAGGUUGCAUCAUUGUGGCUUCGAGCGACUCGACCGUCAAGUUCCAUGAAGUAUGGUGCGGAUCGAAGAAAGGGAUCGUUCCGGCAUCCGGUCUUCUGGGAGGCAGCCAGAUUCUGGAGGAGUUAGAAGGGAUCGAGAAAACUGGAAGAGACGUCAUUCGCUGAGGGUUUGGGUGCUCGCCCGCGGACUACCUAACAAGACUCGUUUUCUACACACCCUGAUCCUUCAUGGCAUUCCAGAGCUCCAAGCUAGUUGUUGCUCUUGUGAUGAUAUCCU
This is a messenger RNA of Penicilliopsis zonata CBS 506.65, 3102 nucleotides long. RefSeq lists its product as hypothetical. NCBI's taxonomy places the organism in Eukaryota, Fungi, Ascomycota, Eurotiomycetes, Eurotiales, Aspergillaceae. Gene Ontology annotation, molecular function: protein binding; anaphase-promoting complex binding; ubiquitin ligase activator activity. The record is from RefSeq and is a predicted model, not a curated record. Bases 267 to 2990 code for a protein of 907 amino acids. Gene Ontology annotation, cellular component: anaphase-promoting complex. The transcript is spliced from 2 exons. Gene Ontology annotation, biological process: positive regulation of ubiquitin protein ligase activity; anaphase-promoting complex-dependent catabolic process; positive regulation of anaphase-promoting complex-dependent catabolic process.